CCGAGUUUUUUCUGAGACUCUUUAUAAACUCUUCCACCUCUCAGACCCUCUUCUAAAAGACAAGGAAGAAACCUUACGACUCGCUGGCUGAAGUCACAACCCCUUAUUAUUCCACUCAUCCCUUCCCACCACCACCAAGUACCAAUCCUUGUCAUCUCCUUCCCUUUACAUCCAUGUCAAUCCAAGGCCAGCUUCUUGAGGUCACAGUGGUUAGCUGCAGCAAACUGAAAGACACAGAGUGGAUAUCGCGGCAGGAUCCCUUCGUCUGCCUUGAAUACGCCACGACGAAGUUCCGCACCAGGACCUGCACAGAUGGAGGCAGGAACCCUUGCUUUCAGGAAAAGACUAUGAUUCCCCUCAUCGAAGGCCUCCGCGAGAUCAGCGUCGGUGUCUGGAACAGCAACACCAUCACCUACGACGACUUCAUCGGCAGUGGCAGGGUCCAGCUGCAGAGGGUCCUCUCUCAAGGCUAUGAUGACUCUUCUUGGUCACUCCAAUCUAAAUCUGGAAAGUACGCUGGCGAGGUAAAACUCAUCAUGCAUUAUGCAAAUGCAGGCAAAGCACAAAAACCUUCCAAGGCUGAAGCUCCAAUGAUGGGCUAUGCACUGACUGCUCCUGUGUACAAUCCAGCAACUCAGUAUGCUCCUCCUUAUGCACCCCUGCAAUCAAUGGCUGCUCCUUCUUACCCUCCGACAGGCGCUUACCCUGCAGCAACUCCUUACCCAGCAGCAUAUCCACCCCCACCAUGUCUGCCACCUGCUAAUCCUGCUCCUUAUCAGCCAGCAGCAUACCCUCCUCCAAUGCCACCAGCAUAUCGAACUGCAGCAUAUCCACCCACUGAAACAUACCCACCAGCCAUUUACCCCCCUCCACCACAAGCCCAACUCUGUUAUCCACCAGCACCUUACCGAGGGGUCUAUCCACCACCACCAUAUUGAUGAGAGAAGGAAUGCAGUUGCGGCUGAGAGUUCAGUGUUGCUAGUUCAACUUGUACAAUGCUUGAUAGGAAGUAGUUUAUGAAAGAUUUGCGAUUGUCUUUUUCUACUUUGUUUUCAAAAAUGCUUGUUUGCCGAUAUAAAUGGGAAGCCAAUUAGUACAGGAUUACUG
Molecule: messenger RNA, 1107 nt
Organism: Elaeis guineensis (African oil palm)
Lineage: Eukaryota; Viridiplantae; Streptophyta; Magnoliopsida; Arecales; Arecaceae
Source: RefSeq, a predicted model, not a curated record